AGUAGAGCUGGGAGCCCCGGGCCAGGGACCUUAUGUUUGGCAGCCAUUCAUGCUGGAGAAAACAGUUGUGUUGGUGCAGCCUAACCUACACCGCCGUCGGAGUAGCCCGCUUCCCUCUUUUCUGGGGAGGCUUUGGCACCUGCUUGCUCAUGCAACCUGCUGCCUUCACCCAAAGCAACAGCUUCUUUCUUUCUUCCCGGAAGAUGCGGAGGAUGACAGCUUUUAGCAGAACAGUUAGAGGCCAGACUGGCCUGUGAAGGCACCCCCUUCCUUCUCCUCUUUCCCUCAGGAGGAAACUUAGAAACUUUUCAGUGUGAGAGACAGAGGAACUGGGAACCUGAAAGUGGGUUAUAUCGAAUUCUAAAAGUUCCUCCCUCUCGCUGUCAUUACCUUAUGCUGCCACAAAGUGGUGAGUUAGAGAUUUGCCUGGGCUGGGUGGUCUUUACCUUCCAUGAUUACUCGGAAAGUUACAGAUGAGGAGCGAGGGAACAGGAUUAUCUCGGGAAAGGUGAUGAGGAGCAGUGCUCUGUGGUUAGCAGAUCACUCCCCGCAGGGCAGAGGCAGGCUCACCAUCGCUUUCAUCUUCCUGCAGGCCUUGACAGUCAGAUCAGAGGAUUUAGCACUUUUUUGGUGUUCUGGGAGAUUGCUAGAGUGGGGAAGUUCUGCUGUAGCUACGGAAGCUGGGUGGGGCUGUGGACCUAUCAUUCAUCCCCCAUCAUGCAUUGGCUCAGGCCCCUGCAGGACCCUCCGACGUGCGUGUGGAGAGAGAGAGCAGGCACAGGAGGGCUGGAGAGCCUGGGGGAUAGCUGAGAGGGAUGUGAAGGUUUUUGAGAUGGUCUUUUUGUUCCAUGCAGUUGUUUUAAAUGUUGACUGAUGGAGGCUGUUUGCUGUUGGGCCCUCAGGUCUGGGAGGCCUGGCCUCUCCGACCCAGCAGGCUGUUCUCCUGAGCAGUGGUGUCCUGAGUUGAGAUCAGGGCUGCGAUGGGAGAGGAGCUGUCUGGCCUCGGGGGGGCCUCAGCCAGAGCCUUUCUGCUUCUGUCUGUCUUGUAUAUAUUGGGCUUCCAACUAAGAAUCUGUUUGCAAAAAAAGUUAUGCUGCUAAAAUUUUUGUUUUGGACACCAUGGUGCAAACGGGUCGGUCUUGUGUUGGAGCAUGAGCAGAGUUUGUGACUUUUUUGUAUUGUGGGCAGAGCACCCCAACCUCUUGCCUGUGAGGCAGCUGAUUUAAAAGGGUUGGCAGUACUCGGGAGGCUGGGACACCCAGGCCCAGGUGGGGUGGAGACCGCCACCAUCCCUUUGCAGGAGGAGCUGAGAUGCCAGCAGACUUCACUGGCAGUGAAGGGAGCAGACCUCCCAGCCUUGAGCCCCUCUCCCUUUCCAGAACCCGUCAUCGGGGAAGGCAGAGCCUCCCUGGCAUUGUUGGCACCCUGCCUCGAAGAGCCCCCUGUCCUGUAGGCAGAGCCUUGUAGUCUGUCUUGGUUAAUGACUUGGGCCAUCUGACCAGUCCCUCUUCUGUGCCUUGUCUCAGGUCCUUGUCCGUCCCUGAUCCCGGGCAGCUUCUCUCUCUGGGUUGGGUCAUCUUAAUCAGGGAAACUGAAGCCAUUACUCUCCAAACCCUGUUUCAUCUUCCCAAGCAUGUCGGAAAGCUGGCAGCAGCCGCCACAGACACAGCCGCAGCAGCCGCAGCCACCGCAGCCUCAGCAUCACGCAGAACCGCCGCCAGCCCUAGCCGAGCACUCGCUGCCUCCGGGCACGGCUGAGAACCCCCUGGGCUGUGCCGUCUAUGGCAUCCUCCUGCAGCCCGACCCGGGCCUACAGCCCCCACAGCAUGAGCCCCUGCAGGCAGCAGGUGAGCCGGGCCCCAAGUGUGGUGUGUGUGGUCACGACCUGGCGCACCUGUCUAGCCCGCAUGAGCACCAGUGCCUGGCGGGCCACGACCGUUCUUUCCAGUGCACACAGUGUCUCAAGAUCUUCCACCAGGCUACUGACCUGCUGGAGCACCAGUGUGUGCAGGCCGAGCAGAAGCCUUUUGUCUGUGGCGUCUGCAAGAUGGGCUUCUCGCUGCUCACCUCGCUGGCUCAGCACCACAGUGCCCACAGCGGCACCGGUGGCCUGGUGAAAUGUUCCAUCUGUGAGAAGACCUACAAGCCUGGCGAGGCGGCCGAGCCAGCGGCCACUGCUGCCCCCUCGCUGCCCCCAGCGCCCCCACCACCGCCUGCUGUCACCCCUGCUGAACAGGCCGAGAAGCCGUACAGUUGCCCCAUCUGCCAGAAGCCCUUCAAGCACCUGUCGGAGCUCUCGCGGCAUGAGCGGAUCCACACAGGUGAGAAGCCGUACAAGUGCACACUGUGCGACAAGAGCUUCAGCCAGUCGUCACACCUAGUGCACCACAAGCGCACACACAGCUCUGAGCGGCCCUACAAGUGCUCGGUCUGUGAGAAGACCUUCAAGCACCGCUCCCACCUGGUGCGCCACAUGUAUGCGCACUCGGGCGAGCACCACCUGUUCCGCUGCAACGUGUGCGAGCUGCACUUCAAGGAGUCGUCGGAGCUGCUGCAGCACCCAUGCACGCCCAGCGGCGAGCGGCCGUUCCGCUGCGGCGAGUGCCAGAAGGCCUUCAAGCGGCCAUCGGACCUGCGGCAGCACGAGCGCACACACAGCGCCGAGCGGCCCUUCAAGUGCGACCUGUGUCCCAUGGGCUUCAAGCAGCAGUACGCACUGAUGCGGCACCGGCGCACGCACAAGACCGAGGAGCCCUUCAAGUGCGGUCUGUGCGAGAAGGGCUUCGGGCAGCCCAGCCACCUGCUCUACCACCAGCACGUGCACACCCUCGAGACCCUCUUCAAGUGCCCUGUGUGCCAGAAGGGCUUCGACCAGUCGGCCGAGCUGCUGCGGCACAAGUGCCUGCCGGGCACAACUGAGCGGCCCUUCAAGUGCCCGGUGUGCAACAAGGCCUACAAGCGGGCGUCGGCCCUGCAGAAGCACCAGCUGGCCCACUGCUCCCCAGCCGAGAAGCCCUUGCGUUGCACCCUGUGCGAGCGCCGCUUCUUCUCGUCCUCAGAGUUCGUGCAGCACCGCUGCGACCCAGCUCGUGAGAAGCCACUCAAGUGCCCGGACUGCGAGAAGCGCUUCAAAUACGCGUCAGACCUGCAGCGGCACCGGCGUGUGCACACCGGUGAGAAGCCCUACAAGUGCCCCAACUGCGACAAGGCCUUUAAGCAACGCGAGCAUCUCAACAAGCACCAGGGCGUGCACGCCCGUGAGCAGCAGUUCAAGUGUGUGUGGUGUGGCGAGCGCUUCCUGGACGUGGCCCUGCUGCAGGAGCACAGCGCGCAACACAGCGCUGCGGCCGCUGCAGCUGAGGGCGCCUACCAGGUAGCUGCCUGCCUGCCCUGAGUCCCUGCCGCGGCCCCCACCAGGCCGGGUCCAGCCUCCUUGUACGGAGGCUCCCCCCACAGCGCCGUGUUCAGAGUCCCUGGGCAUGAGGACAGGAGAGCACUGGGCAGGUGGAAGGGCCUGGCACGCCUGGCACCUGCCUGGAGGUGGGGGAGCCAGAUUGCCAUGGUUCUACAAACCUCUUUCCCAUUAUAGGAUUCGUUUUCCUGAGAGCCAUCCACCUCCCUUGCCUUUGGGAGCCUGGAACCAGACUGGAAGUCAGGUGGCCUCUCUCCACCCCAAGGAGGGGUUGGUGCCAGCCCAAUCUUCCCAAACCCUUUAGCCUAAUUAGAAACCAGGUGGUUAGGAAAGAGAAGGUCAUGGUAGGGUCUGGGGGAAGGGCUGGACUCCAAAGGCGGGCUGGGUGUAGGGUAUCCCCCUUUGAGUUGCUGUCUGCGGGAGAAGGCCGGCUUCGUGGUGUAGUCUCGGGUACCAGGAGGGCACGCCGGGAGCCACAGGCCUGCCUGCUGCGGCCAGGGGUGAGGCAUCCUCCGGGCUUCUGACGGGGGUGUGAGAGAGGGCUGCGCACCUGUGGGCUGGCUCUGCCUGGAGCGCAGUCAGCGUAGCCAGAAGGGAGAAGGCAGAGAAGUUCUCCAGGGAGAACACUCAGCCUGGGACAGUGCCCAGGUCAGUGCUGUCCAGAGGGAAAGGAGGAAGGGCGGCCUUUGCAAGGAGGUCUAAUACUGAUGUUUUGGAAGUGCCCCUCCCACUUUUGCAGCAGGGCUCCAGGCUCUGGUGGGGAAAGUGCUCUCAGCCACGCUGAAUGAACUGCAGUGUGAAAAAGGCGGAUUGUUAGACAGCCUGGUACUCGGGAGGAAGCCGGGCCAAGCCAGUGGUUGUGAAGGAGUGUUCUCCGCCUUGAAUUGUGCGAACCAAAGUGUCAAGGGUGGGGCCUCAGUCAGCUCCCAGCCCUCUUCAGGGCCAAGACCGUCCUGUGUACCCAGGGUGGGGUAGGUGAGAGGACUGUGUGAAUGGCCUCCAAUGGCGCAAAGCCCUCCCAGCCCAUGGGAGCCCUCCCCCAUCAGGCUCGCUGCUGGCCCGGCCCCCGGCGAUGCCCCGGGUGACAUCCAGCUCUUCCCAAGGCCGAGAGCUCUCCCUUGGGCCCUGCUGGUAUCUCCCAUGUCUCUGGCUUCCCACAGGGCUUGUCCAGCCGAGGGUGUUGGCGCAGGGAGCAGGCAGAGAAGGGCGAUGCUAAGGAAAUCAGUAGGCAGGUGGAGUCCAGCGAUGUCACUGGACGUCCGAGGCCUUGGGGAGGUCCAGAGGACCUUUAUUAUCCAAGUGAUUAUAUUGACCCCAGUUUUGCCCUCGCCCCCUUCCAGCCCCUUCCCUGGUUGUGGGCCUUAGAGAAGACUUGACUUAGUGCAGCAAGGACCCCGAAGAGCAGGGAGCCCCACCUUGUCCUGCUCUCCCCUACACAGGUCUGAAAAGGGCACGCGAUCUCCAUCUGACGGGUUCCCUGGGGCUUCCCUGACCCCCCCGCGCCCCAGAGGGGCUGGCCCAUCCAGCCCCUCAGGGCUAGCUCUCAGCCACAGCUCCUCAAAGACAUUGAUUCCAGGCUGACAACAGUCCCAAUUGCUAAUUUUUUAUUUUCAUUUUGCUUUCUAAAGCAGUUGUUACACUAUUCAUAACAUUGUAUAGUUUAAUUUCAUGCCAUUUUGGAUCUUCUAUAAAAAUGUGAGAAUUUGGGUUUUUAAAAAGAAUGACUCCAUUUUAGAUAGCCCCUUUUGAUGUUAAUAUAUAGUGAGUCCAAUGUAUGCUUUAGAAGUAAAGACAUUGACCAUCA
Molecule: messenger RNA, 5216 nt
Organism: Pteronotus mesoamericanus
Lineage: Eukaryota; Metazoa; Chordata; Mammalia; Chiroptera; Mormoopidae
Gene: ZNF319
Product: zinc finger protein 319
Exons: 2
Coding region: 1634-3394 (586 amino acids)
Biological process (GO): regulation of transcription by RNA polymerase II
Molecular function (GO): DNA-binding transcription factor activity; RNA polymerase II cis-regulatory region sequence-specific DNA binding
Source: RefSeq, a predicted model, not a curated record